Rubroshorea leprosula is the source of this 676-nucleotide messenger RNA. NCBI's taxonomy places the organism in Eukaryota, Viridiplantae, Streptophyta, Magnoliopsida, Malvales, Dipterocarpaceae. The record is from the annotation of a GenBank genome assembly.
AAUACUUUUGAUACUUAUUUGGACUUUAUUUACAGGAUUGUGCAUGGUCUUUAAGCAAGAUCCUUUCGUUAAAAAGAUGAUGAGAGAUGGUGUUAGUAUUGAAGUUGGGGAUGGUAGACAAGCCUGCCUUUUUUAUGAUUGUUGGCUAUCAGGAGAUGGAAUUCGUCAUAGGCUAUAAAAUAUGGCUGAGAUCACCAACUGUGGGCAUGAAACAAAAGUUCCGGGUGGGGACCAUCUGGAUGGCAGAUGCCAACUAGUUUUGGAAGGAGAUAUUCUGGUAUGGUGGCUGAGAUUAAAAGAUUGACUUUGUCUGAGGGAGCAGAUAAAGUUUUGUGUUGUGGCAGUCGGGGCUCCUCAAUCAAUAAAAGCUACCAAUUGUCAAUUGAUGACAUUCCAGCCAGGUUCAUAGAGCUCCUUGGUUUAGAUUGGUGUGGCAUUUUAGUGGAAUUUUGAGGCACCCGUUUAUAAUUUUAUAGAUGCUAGUGAAAGGUCUGUUGAAGACAAAGGAUAGGUACUGAAUUGCAGAGGUAUGAGUUUGAGUUUAAAUUGCUUCUUGUGUGAUUCUGCUGAGGUUAUCAUACAAAUAUCACUUUUUGAAUGCCCUUCUAAUCCAUGAUAAAUCUCUAACUUCAAAAUCACUCUUCUUGUAAGUCGUCAAUAAUAGUAAUCAUGUGUG